AUGGCAUGCAUGAAUCAGUAUACAGAGUUUAAUUUACAACAAGAUUGCAGUAGAGGACUUUUUCUACAAAAUUUGAUUCCCAUAAUUACAGGAUUCGUUCAUUAUACGAUCGAAACCGAGAUAAAGAUUGAUGGCAUUUCAAACAUCGACUUUGUUAAGCAGACUUUUCACAUACAAGUGGAAGUCGAACAAUAUCUAAUGGAUUUGAAAACUCGUCAUUGGCAGAAGUCAGAAGCUCUUGAAAAGCCUGACAACGUAUUCCGGGACAUCAAGUUUGAUGUUGUCCACAGUGAAGUACUGGAAUAUGUAGAGUUUGCUAAAGAUUAUGCAAACGUCACAGGCGUAAGACGAAGAGAGAUGUUAACUGUUCUAUGUGGGAUCUCCCACUAUUUUCCUUUGGACACCCAUACAUGUCUCCUGAAAAUGAUUUCAAGGAAAAUACCGUCGGACGAACUUCUUCUUAAAUGGCGUAACCCGCCACAUACGUCUGUGCCUACACUGAACGUGCCAUUUUUAGUACUGAGCAAGGUGACGCCUAUCACAUGCAUGCAUAACUUGGGACUAACAUCUUCAAAUUCUGCAAGAUCAACAUUUGUGUCGCACGCGUGUAUAGGCAUCCGACUCGAGCUCAAACGACCGUUAUCCACAGCUCUCUAUAGGUUUUACAUACCGACUUCAUUGAUGCUCUUCAUGGCAUGGUUAUGUUUCUACAUUGAUCGCGCCAAUUACGGUAUCAGACUGAUGCUUAUAUUAGCCUCUAUAGCACUGCAAAUAACCUUCUGUUCUUUAUUUAUUUAUCUCUCCGGUAUCUAUGUUGCCACAAUAACGCCGGCCGAUGUAUGGUGCGCACUGCUAGCUGUUCACUCCAGUGCUGUAGUUAUGUUUAUAUUCGUUUCUGUGGUAAUGGAAUCACGCGUAAGAAAAUAUCGUGCGCUGUCUAUGGGCAGCAAGGAUAUUAGAGAUGAAAGCAGAUUACGGCAUGAGCGACGAGCGAUGCGGAGUGCCAUGUAUAAGAAGGAGGAAGAUCUGGAGAGGUCAGCUUGUGGCUAUGCCACUAUAACACAGUCUUACUUUCGAAGAUGUGGAGAUAACGCUUCGUUAUACUCCGCUCGUCUUGACAUCACAGCGCGGGUGGUCUGUCCUGUUCUUUUUAUACUUUUGACCAGUAUAUACUUUUUGUUGUACAUGCUUUCUUCUUACCAGCAGAAUUGAAUAAGUGUUGCG
Cylicocyclus nassatus is the source of this 1224-nucleotide messenger RNA. NCBI's taxonomy places the organism in Eukaryota, Metazoa, Nematoda, Chromadorea, Rhabditida, Strongylidae. The record is from the annotation of a GenBank genome assembly.